AUGCCAACGCCACUCGAUCAUGCAAUGAGAUCACGAAAUGCUUUCCUAGCUUUCACAGGUCUGGUGACGGGUGUUGCCGUAUGGGCGAUCUGGGGAGGAGACAUGUUCCCCACAUGCCCAGACCCAACUGGUAAUCCAGAGGAAUGGUCUAAAGAAGACCUCCGGAGAUGGCUCGCCGCUGUAUGUUGUGUAGUUGGGAGCACUGUUCUGUCUUCAUCGAUGCUGACCAGCCAACAGCGAAAUCUUCACCCUCAAGACUCAGACACGAGGGAGCAACUGUUGGAGAGGGUUAAAGCAAACAUGAGGAUUCCAAGGCAGUGA
Messenger RNA from Podospora anserina S mat+, 321 nucleotides. RefSeq lists its product as uncharacterized. The coding region runs from base 1 to 321 and encodes 106 amino acids. The transcript has 3 exons. Lineage: Eukaryota; Fungi; Ascomycota; Sordariomycetes; Sordariales; Podosporaceae. The record is from RefSeq and is a predicted model, not a curated record.